Molecule: messenger RNA, 4850 nt
Organism: Lucilia cuprina (Australian sheep blowfly)
Lineage: Eukaryota; Metazoa; Arthropoda; Insecta; Diptera; Calliphoridae
Product: tyramine receptor 1
Exons: 8
Coding region: 1256-3442 (728 amino acids)
Biological process (GO): adenylate cyclase-activating adrenergic receptor signaling pathway
Cellular component (GO): membrane
Molecular function (GO): G protein-coupled receptor activity
Source: RefSeq, a predicted model, not a curated record
AAUUAAAAUUCUAUUAAAAAAAAUAAAUAAAUUAUAAUUAAAUAAAAGUGGAGAGAAUAAAAAAAGUAAACAACAUUGAAAUGUUAAUUAUUGUAAAAUAAUAAAAAAAAAAUAAAUAUAUAAUGAAAUCAUAAAAUAGUGCAGCGUUCAAACAGAAUUCUAAUAAUACUGAUAUCGUCGUCCAUAAUAAUAAUGAUGACGUUACAAAAUAAUUAAAAAAAAAAUCACAUAAAAAAGUGUACAUGUGAAUACUACUCAUACAAAGAAAUAUUAUGGUGCGUUUGUGUUAUAAUUCUUGGAAAUAAUUAAAAAGUGUUUGUAUAUUGUGGCCCCUUUAAGGGUAACAGUGUUUGUUUGUGUUUUUCAAAUGGAUUUAACUUUAAUUCUUAAAGAAAUAUACUGUCACUCUAGACAAUUGUGUUUUCAACUAAAAUAUUAAAGAAAAAACUAAACGAACAAAAAGACAAUUUAUCAAGCUGGUUAAUUGCAAAUGAUGUUACAAAACCAGGCAUUAAAUGUCACAAAAAAAAACUAACAAAAAAAUUUAUCUACAACAACAACAGUAAUACUAAUAACAACAAACACUUGCAAGGAUAAUAAAAACAAUCAAUUUCAAGUCGAAAUAGAAGACACACUUGCCAACAUACAAAGAUAUCAGUCAACAAAAAUGUUUCUUUGUGGUUGUAUUGUUGGUUGUUAAGUGCUGAUGACAAUUAGUUCUUUACACAUACUUGCACUCGAGUUUGUCGUCUGAAAUUCGGAAAAAGAAUUACUUACGUGUAUGUGUGUGUUAGAGGAAAAGGAAACAAAUAUAUAAAUAACUUUAACAACAGAAAUGAAAUGAACCUAAUAUGAAAGAAAAUACUUAUUAGAGUAUAUAAGGACAAUAAACACGUAAAAAGGACACGGAAAUAACAGCAACACCUACGCACUUACAGCACAAGUCUACACGUAGAGUGACAACCAUAAAAGUUGAAUUCUUUAUUGUGUUUUUUCUUAUUUAAAUCCUGCAACAAAUUACGAAUAUUAAACGAGGCCAAUGAAAGUCAAUGAAACAGAAGAUAUAAAAUACACAUACAAAUAUCGAAGAAGAAAAAUAUUAUAAUAAAAAAAGGCAAAAAAAAAGAAGAAACACAAAUAAAAAUAUCUCUUUUAGUGAAAAUUAAAAGAAGGCUUAAUUAUCCUUGUAAAAAUAAGAGAAAAAAAAAAACGAGUGGAUAAAGUAGCCAACCAAAAGUAUGCUUGGUAAAACAUUAUGGAUGAAACUGUUAUUUAUUAUACCCAAAUGAAUAAGGAAAAUAACUGUAAUAAAUUUAACGAAAUACAAGAAAUAAAUUCUUUAAAAAAUUGUGAUAUAAAAAAUAUUAAAACAACAAAAUACAUCAACAGUUGCCAUCGCAGCAAUAGCGGCAAGAAGGAAAGCAAUAAAAUCUGCCACAGAUACAAACACACAAAUACAAACAGUUGCUCCAACACAGACUCUGUUAAGUGUGGUCAUUGUUAUUAUACGAACAAUUUUAAUAGACUACAAAUAAAAAAUCCCUACAUGUACUCAUAUGUUGCACAUGCCAUAACUGCAGCAGCCUCAACAGCAGCAGUGGCAGCAGCUGAAACUGCCACCUCUACACAUGAACGUCUUAAGUUUGUGUAUGAUAAUUCUCAUGCCUCAUCGUUGGCGGCCUACGAUGAAAAUAUUUUCAACAAUACAUUUAUUUUAGCCACUUCCUCGUCGUCAUCAUUAUCAUCAUCAUUGGCAUCGUCAUCCUCAGCUGCUUCUUACAUAUCAUCAUCCUCCACAUCGGUCAUUACGUAUGGCAAUUUAAAUGAUUCCACUUCAACGGUCACUUCAUCAGCCAACGCCUCUACAUCAGCAUCAUCAUCGCCUGCCACAUCGUCUGCUGCUGCAGCAGCUGGCUCAACACCCUCAUCGCCUCUAAUUGAAGUGGGUGUUAAUGUAUCGCUGACAUCAUCGGAUGACUGGUCACAUUUUUAUGAUCUCGUUUUGUCGUGGCAGGGCAUUUGUCUUAUAGCCGUCUUUUGCGCUUUCAUUGUGAUCACCAUCAUUGGCAAUACUCUGGUUAUAUUGGCUGUUAUAACCACACGUCGCCUCAAAACGGUUACAAAUUGCUUUGUAAUGAGUCUGGCGGUGGCGGAUUUACUGGUUGGCAUAUUUGUUAUGCCACCAGCUGUAGCAGUACAUUUGAUUGGUUCCUGGCAACUUGGUUGGGUUCUUUGUGAUAUAUGGAUUUCUUUGGAUGUUCUCCUCUGUACCGCUUCUAUACUAAGUUUAUGUGCCAUCAGUGUGGACAGAUAUUUAGCUGUAACCCAACCUUUAACUUAUUCACGUAAACGACGUUCUAAACGUUUGGCUCUCAUCAUGAUACUCAUAGUUUGGGCUUUAGCAUUGGCUAUAACCUGUCCUCCCAUAUUGGGCUGGAAAAGAAAUUACAUGUUGAAGAAUGUUUAUUUAAUAGUAAUGAAAUUCAAACGUUACACAGCUGCAGAUAUUGACAAUGAAUUGGAUCCGGAUUUAUCAGAAUUCGAUUUAAGCUCUGGACAAAAGAAACAACAAGCCGCCAGAACGUUGUCAAAUCAAACACUGGCCAAAGAUUUACAAGAAAUUAUGGCUUCCGACAAUGAAAUUGCCAAUACGACCCAAUGUCAUUCAUUGCUUGUGUUGCAACAACAAGCAGCCACCUCACCAUCUGAGAAAAAUGGUUGUUACGAGAUGAAGAGACCAGCAUCGUUGAAGCGAACAUCCACUGCCUCAUCAGCCAUUACUACAAUGACGAGUACAACUGCAUGCACGGGUACUGGAGCUUCGGCAACUGCAACAGUGGCUAUGGGCAUGGAAAAUCCCUGGACAUUUACACCCACCGCACAUCAGCAGCAGCAUUAUCAACAGCAUGCACAUCCCAACAAACACAUGCGUACGCACAGUAUGCGUCAUCAGCAUUAUUUAAAUGCUGCUGCAGCCAACAUCACUUCCACCUCACCCGGUAAUACUUUAACACCCGAUUCCAUAGUUACGGGCAGUGGUUCGUCCAUUUUAAGACCACACACCCCCCAGCUGCGUUCACAUCAUCACCAGCACUCACAUCAUUAUACAACCAAAUCAUUGUCAAAUCGUAUUUCAUCGCUGAAAAAAGAAACCAAGACCACACAGACUUUGAGUAUUGUUGUGGGUGGUUUUAUUGCCUGUUGGUUACCAUUUUUUAUUAACUAUUUAAUUACACCAUUCCUGGAUGAGGAUCAGGUUAGCAGUACAUUGGCCAAGGUGCUGACAUGGCUCGGCUGGUUCAAUAGUGCCAUAAAUCCCUUCAUUUAUGCAUUUUAUAGUGUUGACUUUCGAGCGGCAUUUUGGCGUUUAACGUGUAAACGUUUCUUUUCGGCCUCAUCAAAACCACAAUUUCCCACAAAUACCAUGUCCAUACGACGAUAGUUAAAAAUGAAUAAUGUUAAUAAUAAAAAAAAUACAAAAACAACGUAUAGAAUAGAACAAUACGAUUAAGACACUAGUUAUUUAAGGAUUUAAGUUUUAAACGAAAAAAAAAAUAAAAGUAAAGUACUUAUAAAAAUAAUUAACAACAAUAAAACAAAAUUAUAAAAAUUAGCAAAAGUAAUAGAAAAGACGAAAUUUUAAGAAAAAAAAAACAAAACAGUAAUCAUUUGUGUUUUAAUUGUACUUAAGUAUUUUAGCAUUAACUAAUACUUUCUCUUUCUGUUAAUCAGAAAGGAUACUUUGAAAGAAAGAAGCAAGAAUGUAUAAUCACAAAUAAUUAUCUAUUUAUGUACAUUGAUUUAUGAUGGGUUGUGUAUACAUUAGGCUGUCCCGUAGAUAAUUUUUUUCAUAACAAAUAAUUAGUGCAUGAAAAUCUUGAUCUUAGUAUAGUAUGUUAAAAGAAAUUGUCUGCCAACUUUUCUAAAUCAAUCUCAAAAAUUCCAUAAUUUAAAAAUAACACGAAUUCCUUUAGAAAUCGGAAUUAAGAUGACACUAAAAGUAGAAAAAAAAUUAGACCAAAAAUAUUAAAAAAAAUAUAUAAUGUUAUGCUUCUGAAUGCAUUUCUUAGUAAUACCCUCCGUUAGGCUAGUGGUUGGUGUUUUAGUCUGUAAGACCGGAGAUGUUGUGUCCGAUUCCCACCUGUGGCACUGCUUAAGGAGCGCACAGCAGGCCCAAUAGAGACCUAGCAAGGGCAACAAUCUUUCUGAUUUUAUGGUUUUUGUAAGUGGCCCCCGCUAGAUUAGAGGUCAUUGUUCUAGUCUGAUACUGGUUCGAUUGAAAAAAAUGUGGGUAUUUAAGUCAAAUUUUAAAGGGAACUUUUUAUAGAGGCUGGGGUCAAAUGAGUUCAUAAGGGCCAUCGAGGCUAGUAUAGAACUUGGUUUUGUAGGUUUUUGUCGAGAUACGAGUAUAUUAAACAUAAUUAAUUACUUAAAAGCCCUAUUCGGCGGUUCAGUUGAUUGGGGGCUAGGUGAAAUGAUGGACCGAUCCUGGGACAAUAGACGAUUAUGUACCAAAUUUCAUUGAAUUAUCUUCAAAAUUGCGACCUGUAGUUGGAUUACAAAUUUUAUAUGGACGGACGGACAUAGCUAAAUCGACUCAGAAAAUUAUUUUGAGCCGAUUGGUAUACUUUAAGGUGGGCAUAGGACUAAUAUUAUUGUGCGUUACAAAUAUCAGCACAAAUCCUACUAAAGUGUAUAUCCCGAUGGAAAACUAUAAAAGUGAAUUAUUUUAGUAGUUUUGUUCUUUAACUGUUACUUUAUAAACAAGUAAAAUAAAAACGAAAUCUGUUUGAAUUAAAAUUUAUAAAAUUGGAAAUUUUUUUUAAUUUCUUAAUUUCAGAGCAUAGAAU